AUGGCGACCAAGGCGACCAAGGUGGCAAAGAGCCACGAGCAUGAGAAGCGCAAGGGCGAGUCGGCCCUCAGCGACUUUGCCGAAUACGUAGAACAGCAGCAGAACCUCCGGUAUCCCGCCUCGACCAAGAAGCCUGUUCCCGACUCGGCAGAGCACGAUGCGGAGCUCGACGAGCUGCUAGACAGCCUCAAUCUGGUCGACUCCGCGCCGCGGAUCAAGCUGAAAGACCUCGUGCUCGGAUCGAACGACGACACGCUGCAGAAGCUCGGGGAUGUCAUCGUCGAGCGGAUAGAAGAGGGCGGCGGAGAGACCGUCUUUGACCUCGGCUUCGAGAACAGCGGCGAGUCUAUGCAGCUGACGCUCGACGAGUGGAACAAGGCAUAUGCAAGGCUGGUGGAGGCUGCGAAGAAGGUGCGCGCAGACUGCCAGCUUCUGCUGACGACCAAUGUCGGCGGCAAGGAAGAGGCCGAGAGCACGGCCACCAGCCCACCCAAGGACAAGAGCUGCAGCGGCAAGAUCCUGAUUCGGAGGAUACCGGCCAGGGUUGAAGAUGUCAUUGAGACGAGGAUAGCUGUCGUGGGAAAUGUCGACGCCGGAAAGAGCUCGCUGCUGGGCGUCCUGGUGAAGAACGAUCUCGACGACGGACGAGGAAAGGCGCGUGUAAACCUCUUCCGCCAUAAGCACGAGAUGGAGACGGGACGGACAAGCUCCGUGGGCAUGGAGAUUAUGGGAUUCGACAGCCACGGCCAGGUCAUCACCUCGGACACCCCGGGCCGCAAGUUGUCCUGGGAAGAUAUUGGGAAGCACAGCGCCAAGGUCAUCACGUUCAGCGACCUGGCGGGACACGAAAAGUACUUGCGGACGACGGUCUUCGGCCUGCUGUCUAGCAGCCCCGACUUCUGCCUCCUUAUGGUGGCAGCCAAUAACGGGCUGGUGGGAAUGAGCAAGGAGCAUCUGGGGAUUGCGCUGGCGCUCAACGUCCCCGUCAUGGUCAUCAUCACCAAGAUUGACAUUUGCCCCCCUAACAUCCUCGAACAGACCAUCAGCCAGGUCAACAAGAUCAUGAAGAGCCCCGGGGCGAGGAAGAUGCCGAUCUUCAUCACCAACCGCGAGGAGUGCGUCAACACGGCGACGCAGUUUGUGAGCAAGCGCAUCUGCCCCGUCUUCCAGGUGUCCAACGUGACGGGCGAGAACUUGGACCUUGUGCGCAUGUUUCUCAACAUGCUGCCGCACCACGGACACUACCAUGCGGACGCGCCAUUCGAGUUUCAGGUUAACGACACGUUCUCGGUGCCGUUCACGGGGACGGUUGUCUCUGGCAUUGUCAAAUCCGGCAUGGUUCACGAGGGCGACAACGUCCUCAUCGGGCCCGACUCGCUGGGGCACUUUAUGCCAACGGCGGUGCGGUCCAUCGAGCGCAAGAGGAUACGCGUGCAGGUGGCCGAGGCAGGGCAGUCGGCCUCGUUUGCGCUCAAGAAGAUGAAGCGGCGAGACGUGCGCAAGGGCAUGGUGAUGCUUCACAAGGAGGAGGGACAGACCGCCCCCAAGGUGUUUCGCGAGUUUGUCGCAGAGGUUCUUAUCCUGUCUCACGCGACCACAAUCAAGAAGCGGUAUCAGGCCAUGCUGCAUGUUGGCGCCGUGUCGCAGACGUGUGCCAUCAUCGACAUUGACCGCGAGCUGAUCCGCACCGGUGACCGAGCCAACGUGGCCUUUCGCUUUGUCCAGCGUCCAGAGUACAUCGCGCCCGGAGACCGUCUGCUGUUCCGCGAAGGCCGCACCAGGGGCUUGGGCAUUGUGAAGUCGGUGGGAUAUGACGCGUCACACCCGCUGUCGAGUACUCUGGACGAUGGAGACAAGACGGCGGAGACUGAGAAACAGGCGGCUCCUAUAGCGACGAACGAUGUUGCGAGCGGGACAUGA
Messenger RNA from Trichoderma citrinoviride, 1920 nucleotides. Its product is annotated as P-loop containing nucleoside triphosphate hydrolase protein. The record is from RefSeq and is a predicted model, not a curated record. Gene Ontology annotation, molecular function: GTP binding; GTPase activity; translation elongation factor activity. Bases 1 to 1920 code for a protein of 639 amino acids. The transcript has 4 exons. Gene Ontology annotation, biological process: translational elongation. NCBI's taxonomy places the organism in Eukaryota, Fungi, Ascomycota, Sordariomycetes, Hypocreales, Hypocreaceae.